Messenger RNA from Impatiens glandulifera, 372 nucleotides. RefSeq names its product glutaredoxin-C9-like. NCBI's taxonomy places the organism in Eukaryota, Viridiplantae, Streptophyta, Magnoliopsida, Ericales, Balsaminaceae. Bases 1 to 372 code for a protein of 123 amino acids. The record is from RefSeq and is a predicted model, not a curated record. The transcript has a single exon.
AUGUCCAAGUUGACGAUCCCGAUCCCAAUCCCAAAAGAUGAUUAUCAUGUCAUGAAGAACAUGAUAUCUCAGAAUGCGGUGACCAUUGUGGGGAUGCGUGAUUGUUGCAUGGUCCAUGUUGUGGAGCAUCUGAUUCAUGGUUUUGGAGCAAGACUAACAACAUACAAUAUUGAUGAAGAAGACAAAAUGAAUGCGCUUGAUCAAUUAGGACGAAUUAUCAAUGGUGUCGGAGAAGAUAAGGUUAGUUAUAAGCAGCUUCCGUUAGUUUUUAUUGGAGGGAGGCUUUUUGGAGGAGUGGAUCGAGUAAUUUCAAGUCAUGUUAGGGCAGAGUUGAUCCCUGCUUUAAAAGAAGUUGGAGCAAUGUGGGUUUGA